GAAGGCAUUUUAGAUAACAAAGCGCUGUGGAAGGUGAAGCAUAGAAAAUGGAGGGCGCCCUGCACCCAAUGAGACUAAAGCAGCUGCUCCACUUCGCCGCCUUUCCCAAACUCAACAAAACUCACUUCAUUUUUAGGAACACUCGAUCCUUUUCCACCACCCGCUGCGCUUCUCCUUCUUCUUCGCCUGCCGUCGCUGGUGCUCGCAACCGCAGGCCUUCUUCUCAAACCAGUACCUCCGACAGAGAGGCAAUUCGGGAAAUUCGGAUUAAAAAGGUGGAAGAGCUAAGAAGCAAGGGCUUAGAUGCAUAUGCUUAUACUUGGCAGCGUACUCAUGCUGCAAAUCAGCUCCAAGAGAUUUACAAAGAUUUGGGAAAUGGCGAGGAGGCAGCCUGUGAAAGUGAUCGCGUAUCUAUUGCUGGAAGAAUUGUAGCCCGUAGAGCUUUUGGAAAGCUUGCAUUUUUAACUUUGAGGGAUGACUCAGGAACAAUCCAGCUCUACUGUGAGAAGGAAAGGCUACUAAGUGACCAGUUCGAACAUCUGAAGACGUUAGUUGAUAUAGGUGAUAUUUUGGGGGCAGAAGGUUCAAUUAAGCGCACUGAAAAAGGAGAGUUAUCUGUCUGUGUGACCUCAUUCUCAAUCCUUACAAAAUCUUUGCUUCCUUUGCCUGACAAAUAUCAUGGCCUGACCGACAUAGAUAAGCGCUAUCGCCAAAGGUAUGUCGAUAUGAUUGCCAAUCCUGAGGUAGCUGAUGUAUUUAGGAAAAGAGCUAAGAUAAUAUCAGAAAUACGGAAGACAGUAGAAUCUGCUGGUUUUAUUGAAGUUGAAACUCCAGUUCUUCAGGGUGCAGCUGGUGGUGCUGAAGCUAGGCCCUUCAUUACAUACCAUAACUCUCUUGGACAGGAUCUUUAUCUACGAAUUGCAACGGAGCUUCAUUUGAAGAGAAUGCUGGUUGGUGGAUUUGAAAAAGUAUAUGAAAUAGGAAGGAUUUUCCGAAAUGAAGGCCUUUCAACUCGUCAUAAUCCUGAAUUCACCACAAUUGAGAUGUAUGAAGCAUAUACAGACUAUGAAAGCAUGAUGAAUAUGGCGGAGGAAAUUGUAACACGUUCUGCUCUUGCAGUUAAUGGGAAACUUAUUAUUGAUUAUCAGGGUGUAGAGAUAUCAUUGGAAAGACCUUGGAGGAGGGAAACGAUGCACAAUCUUGUGAAAGAAGCAACCGACAUUGAUUUCACGAAGUUUGAGGACCUUACUACUGCCAAAGAAGUUGCUCUGCAGAUGCUUAAUGCUGGUGGUGAUAAUCAGAACAAAAGCUCAAUAGAAGCAUGUCCAUCUGUUGGUCAUGUGCUGAAUGAGGUAUUUGAGUUGGUGGUGGAACCAAAGUUAUUGCAACCGACUUUUGUGUUGGACUACCCCCUUGAAGUAUCGCCACUGGCCAAACCACAUAGAAGACAUGCAGGCUUGACAGAGAGAUUUGAGCUCUUUGUAUGUGGUCGAGAGAUGGCCAAUGCCUUCUCUGAAUUGACUGACCCUUUGGACCAGCGAGAGAGGUUGGAGGACCAAGUGAGGCGGCAUAAGAAAAAGAAUGCAGCUUUGGUUUCAGAAGAUAAAAGCAAGAAAGUUGAUGACGAUGACGAUGCAUAUGAUGUGAAUCUUGACGAAGACUUUUUAACAGCGCUAGAGUAUGGGAUGCCUCCUGCGUCUGGAAUGGGCAUCGGCAUUGAUAGGCUCGUGAUGCUGCUGACGAACUCUCCCAGCAUACGCGAUGUCAUUGCAUUUCCUGUUCUCAAGACUCCCCAAGCCUAAAAUAGAGAGAUCUCUACUUGUAGCUUUCGGCCAUUACUACAAAUUCUUCUACUCGUGUUCAUCAUUCAAAUAUACACAAUUUUUUUGGUAGCGCAAUCUGAUUAUUGAAAGAUGGUAGUACAUAUUUAUAAAUGCAAGCAAGUAUUGAUUUA
Salvia hispanica is the source of this 1954-nucleotide messenger RNA. It is a transcript of the gene OVA5, whose product is annotated as Lysyl-tRNA synthetase, class II. Gene Ontology annotation, molecular function: ATP binding; tRNA binding; lysine-tRNA ligase activity. Gene Ontology annotation, cellular component: cytoplasm; mitochondrion; cytosol. The record is from RefSeq and is a predicted model, not a curated record. Gene Ontology annotation, biological process: lysyl-tRNA aminoacylation. Lineage: Eukaryota; Viridiplantae; Streptophyta; Magnoliopsida; Lamiales; Lamiaceae.